CAGUAAAAAGAGAGAGAAAAGAAUGGAGGAAAAAAGAUGGCUAGUAGUAGUAGUAGUAGUAGAUUUUACUACUACUUAUUACAGCAGAGAUACAACAAGCGGAGUAUAAAGAGGACUGGAGAAGGCAAGAGAGAGAAAAAUCUUGAAGUCAAACCUAAACAAACGUGAACAACAACAACUACAACUGGACAAAACCGAGUAGAAAAAAAUCCUGCUGGUUUCCAGGCGUGCGGUGGUCAGGUUGGAUGAUCGAAGCCGAUCGGGGAUGGUCGUCGGCUACGGCGGCGGAGGCCGGUGGUGGAGUAGUUGCUGAGUCGGUGGCUGGGAGGGGUGGUGGUGGUGGUUUAGGUGAAGGAUAUGAAGAAGGGGAAAGGUAGCAAGAACAGUGGUGGCCUUUUGCCCAAUUCGUUGAAGAUUAUAUCGUCUUGUAUCAAGACUGUCUCGACGAAUGCUAGCACCGUCGUCCGCUCCGCCGGCGCUUCCGUCGCCGCUUCUAUAUCUGCUUCCCCCGAUGAUCGUAAAGAUCAGGUAACCUGGGCUGGCUUUGAUAAACUAGAACUUGGUCCCACGACCUUCAAGCACGUUCUUUUACUUGGCUAUCAGAAUGGUUUCCAAGUCUUUGAUCUUCAGGAUGCCACUAACUUCAGUGAAUUGGUGUCGAAGCGCGAUGGUCCUGUCACAUUCCUACAGAUGCUGCCAAUACCGGCAAAAUCCGAGAGUGGUGAAGGAUUCAGGUCAUCGCAUCCUUUACUGUUGGUUGUUGCAGGGGAUGAACCCAAUAGCUUAAGCCCUGAUGAAACUAGGUUCCAUUUGGGCAGAGAUGGUACUGUGGAGCAUCAUUCAGUGAACUAUGCCAACUCUCCGACUGCUGUUCGCUUUUACUCUCUCAGGUCGAACAGUUUUGUGCAGGCGCUAAAGUUUCGGUCAGCUGUUUGUAUGGUUAGGUGUAGUUCUCGGAUAGUGGCUGUCGGACUUGCAACACAAAUAUGUUGUGUUGAUGCUAUCACCCUUGAGAUUAAGUUCAGUGUCCUCACUUAUCCCAUGCCUCAAAUCGGAGGACAAGGGUCAGUUGGAGUCAAUUUUGGAUACGGUCCAAUGGCGUUGGGUCCUAGGUGGUUAGCUUAUGCUACUGACAAUCCACUUGUAUCAAACACAGGUCGCUUAAGCCCAAGAAACCUUACUCCCUCUCCAGGUGUUAGUCCAUCAACAUCACCUGGCAGUGGAAGUCUGAUGGCUAAACAGCUGGCUAAUGGUAUAUUCAAUCUGGGCGACAAGGGGUAUAAAACUCUGACUAGAUACUGUCCAGAUCUCCUUCCAGAUUCUCCAAGUUCUCCAGUAUCACCAAGUUCAGGCUGGAAAGUUGGUAGGCUCACAGCUUCUGAAGUGGAGAAUGCAGGAAUGGUAGUUGUGAAGGAUUUCAUAUCUCGAGCUGUUAUAUCACAAUUUAGGGCUCAUACCAGUCCCAUAUCCGCAUUAUGCUUUGAUCCCAGUGGAACCCUUCUGGUUACUGCUUCAGUUCAUGGAAAUAACAUAAACAUCUUCCGUAUCAUACCAUCUUGUAUGCAUGCUUCAGGCAAUCAAACCCAUGAUUGGAGCUCUGCACAUGUGCAUCUUUACAAGCUGCACCGUGGAAUAACAAAAGCUAUCAUUCAAGAUAUUAGUUUUAGUCAUUAUAGUCAAUGGGUUGCUAUUAUUUCGAAUAAGGGGACUUGCCAUAUAUAUGUUAUGUCGCCUUUUGGUGGUGAUGCUGGCUUUGAAACUCUUAAUCCUCAUGGCGAAGAUCAAUCUCUUUAUCCAGUUUUAACUCUGCCAUGGUGGUCUACUUCAUCUUUCAGUAUUAAUCAGCAUGAUUCUCCACCGCCCCCACCUGUUACCCUAUCUGUUGUUAGCCGCAUAAAAGAUACCAACUCCGGGUUGCUUAGUUCAGUUACCAAUGCUGCUUCUUCAGCGGCAGGAAAAGUUUCUGUUCCAUCUGGUGCUGUUGCUGCUGUUUUUCACAACAGUAUAUCUCGUGGUUUUCAAGACAUUCAGCCAAGGGCCAACCCAUUGGAGCAUCUGUUGGUUUAUACUCCAUCAGGUUAUGUUGUUCAAUAUGAACUUCUGCCACUAAUCGGAGUAGAACUGAGUGACAAUGGUUUAAGAACUCGGUCGAAUUCCUACAUGCACACCGCAGAUGAUGAAUUAAGGCUGAAGGUUGAACCUGUUCAAUGGUGGGAUGUGUGCAGACGAUCAGAUUGGCCAGAGAGAGAAGAAUCUAUUUCUGGGACUACCUUUGCAAGACAAGAAGUUGUUGAGAUGAUUGGUAAUAGCUAUAAAACUAAGCUUCCAGAUGUGAAUGAGAGUCUUGGGGGAAAACAGUUGGUGAAAGUUGAUUCAGUAAAGCCCCAUGAGAGAUCCCAUUGGUACCUAUCUAAUGUAGAGGUGCAAAUUAACUCUGGGAGGUUACCAAUAUGGCAAAAAUCCAAGAUUCGUUUGUACAUGAUUACUCCUCCAAGAAUCAAUGGUUAUGUGGGUGGGGAGCUGGAGAUUGAGCAGGUUCCAUUUCAUGAAGUGGAAGUAAAACGGAAGGAUUUGUUGCCUGUUUUUGAUCAUUUCCAUAGCAUCAAGUCAAAUUGGAAUGACAGAGGGCUAUGGGGAGGAACAUAUCCCAAUGCUUCAUCAUUGGGGCUCCAUCAGGUCAGAGAGAAGGUCACUGAAGAAACCGUUAUUUGUCAUUCAAAGCCAGCAUCACUAAGCUCCACUGAAAGCUCAGAUGGAGGAGGAUCAUCGAGAAGAAUGGAGAACUUUCUUGAUUUGGACCAAGUGAAUGCUGAGAAGCCUAUGACACAUAUCAGUGAUUCUAUGAAUAUGUUCACCCCGGAAAGAAGGGGGAGUACGAACGUUGAAUCCGCCCUACUGAGACAGAAGUCCUUGCCUUCUGAACAUUCAAAGAACACUUAUUCUCUUGCUGAUGGCUCGAACAAAAAUGGGCUGUCCUCGGAAGAGCACAACGUCCCUUCUGGUGCAACAGUUCCUGAUGCUUCUGUGAUGAAGUCAGAUGACUUAAUUUUAACUGCUGAACAUUUUGAUUCGGCUAUGAAUGUAAAUGAAGGGGGUUCUAAACCUUCUAGACUGCAAAAUCUGGUGGAGUUUGAGCCUUUUUUUCAAGAGGGUUAUUGCAAAGCAUUGGACGUCGAUGGAUGCUGCAGGUUAGCUGAAGAAGUAACUGAUGCUGUGGACUGCAGCGAGAAACAGUGUCAGAGAGAAAACCCAGACGAUGAUGAUUUGCUUGGUGGCAUGUUUUCCUUCUCCGAGGAAGGUUGACUCAUAGCUUCCAUGAGGAGUGAGAGGAAUGUCAUUGGGUUUCGAAUGUUGUCAAGGUGUGCCUUAUACAACAUUCUGGAUAGAUUGGGGUGAGAAUGUACGUGAUCCUCUCUCUCUUCCUUGAUCGCUCCCUCGCUCUAUUUUGUACAGUUUGUAUAUUGGGAAACAAGAUUCAUGGAGGGUCUAUCAUUUGUUUAGGAAUGGAGGAUAAAGUUUGAAUUCUGGAACUAAGAUUUGGUUUGGCAAGAUGCGUGUAUAGAUGAUUGCAGUGUGACCAAGUUCUGUCCCAAGCUGUGUAACAAUAUUUUGUUUCUUU
Rhododendron vialii is the source of this 3619-nucleotide messenger RNA. RefSeq names its product autophagy-related protein 18g. Gene Ontology annotation, molecular function: protein binding. Gene Ontology annotation, cellular component: cytoplasm. The record is from RefSeq and is a predicted model, not a curated record. Lineage: Eukaryota; Viridiplantae; Streptophyta; Magnoliopsida; Ericales; Ericaceae. The transcript is spliced from 9 exons. Gene Ontology annotation, biological process: response to starvation; autophagy. Bases 358 to 3303 code for a protein of 981 amino acids.